Molecule: messenger RNA, 1050 nt
Organism: Alnus glutinosa
Lineage: Eukaryota; Viridiplantae; Streptophyta; Magnoliopsida; Fagales; Betulaceae
Product: glucan endo-1,3-beta-glucosidase-like
Exons: 2
Coding region: 82-807 (241 amino acids)
Biological process (GO): defense response
Cellular component (GO): extracellular region
Source: RefSeq, a predicted model, not a curated record
UAUAUAUAUAUAUAUAUAUAUAUAUAUAUCCAUCCCUUCAUCAAACAAAAACAUCAUAUCACAAGUAGUUAAGCAUUCGCAAUGAGAACUCGGACACUAGUCUUUGGCCUUACCUUAGCCUUUCUUUUCAUCUAUGGAGCUCACUCUGUUACAAUAACCAUUACAAACAACUGUGCAUAUACUAUCUGGCCAGCAGACCAAACAUCAGCUCAGCAAUCUCAGUUAUCAAACACUGGAUUUGAGCUAGCAUCUAAAGCAUCCACAUCACUGGUUGUCCCAGCUCCAUGGAACGGCCGGUUUUGGGCCCGAACCGGAUGCUCCAUAGAUGGCUCGGGAAAGUUCACUUGCGCUACUGCAGAUUGUGGAACCGGCCAGGUUGCAUGCAACGGCAACGGUGGAGCCCCACCAGCGUCUUUGGCAGAAUUCAACUUAGCAGCGAAUGGUGGCCAAGAUUUCUACGAUAUCAGCCUUGUAGAUGGCUUCAACCUGCCCCUAUCAAUAACUCCACAGGCUUCAUGCACUGUGCCCAACUGUGCUGCCAAUGUGAACGAGGCCUGCCCAGCAGAGCUACAAGUGAAAGGGUUUGAUGGGAGCGUAAUUGGUUGCAACAGCGCAUGCAUAGAGUUCAAUCAACCGCAAUACUGUUGCACUGGCGCUUAUAGUACCUCAACCACAUGCAAACCCACAAACUAUUCUAUGUUCUUCAAGAACGAGUGCCCUCAGGCCUAUAGUUAUGCCUAUGAUGAUCCUACUAGUCUCUUUUCGUGCACCGGCGGACCUAACUACAGUAUCACGUUCUGUCCAUGAAUAAUAUAAUAGAGGGAAAAAAAAAACUACACGUUCCUUUCACUACGAUAAAAAGCAAACAAAUAAAUAGCUUGUCCAUGAGCUAUAUAUAGGAAGGAUCAAAUAUCUGUAUCGUUAAUGAAUAAUUGAAUUAUCCUGUAUGGAAACUAAAUAAUGAUAAAAACUUGUUCUCGUCUACGUCCUUGUAGACGGGUAAUAUAUCUGUAUUUGUGCUUAUGACAAAAAAGUUUUAUCUAGCUGCCA